AUGACACGCUACGACAGCAUGUCCGCACUCAUCACAAAACCAAGGAGCUACAAUACUCCCGGACAAUUCAAGCUUGUACCUAUUGUCGCUCACGGCGGUCAAAAUGCGAUGGACGGUCUCCCUGCGACACGUGCUUCCAGCGAGGAAUUCAAUGUUUAUAUACCCGAAUCUUACGAGGACGUCCAUUGGAACAAAAUCGGCCUCGAAAUCCCCGCAAAAGCCCCAUACCGUCGGUAG
Molecule: messenger RNA, 237 nt
Organism: Penicillium crustosum
Lineage: Eukaryota; Fungi; Ascomycota; Eurotiomycetes; Eurotiales; Aspergillaceae
Exons: 1
Coding region: 1-237 (78 amino acids)
Source: RefSeq, a predicted model, not a curated record